Myotis lucifugus (little brown bat) is the source of this 2107-nucleotide messenger RNA. Its product is annotated as zinc finger protein OZF-like. Gene Ontology annotation, biological process: regulation of transcription by RNA polymerase II. Gene Ontology annotation, molecular function: RNA polymerase II cis-regulatory region sequence-specific DNA binding; DNA-binding transcription factor activity. Lineage: Eukaryota; Metazoa; Chordata; Mammalia; Chiroptera; Vespertilionidae. The record is from RefSeq and is a predicted model, not a curated record.
CCCGCCGCCCAGGGCGCAGCGUCCAGCGCAGAUAUGGACUUUGAGGACGUGGCUGUUGCCUUCUCUGAGGAGGAGUGGGGCCUCCUUGAUGAGGCUCAGAGACUUCUGUACUGCGAUGUGAUGCUGGAAGUGUUUGCACUUGUGUCAUCUAUAGGUUGUUGGCAUGAAACAGAUGAGGAGGCCUGUUCUGAGCAGAGCGUAUCUGUACAAAGAGAGUCACAGGUCAGGGCUUCUGAGACAGAGCCAGCAACCCAGAGGGCCCAUCUGUGUGAACGCUCUUUCUCCAUGAUCAAAGACAUUCUGCACCUGACUGAGUCACAAGCAGCAGACUUUGAGCAGAAAGCCUUCUUCAGUGACGUAUGUGUGAGACACUUCUGUUUCAGUGCAAAUCCUCACCUGCAACAGAGGGAAGCCAGUCUAGAGAAGCCCUGGAAAGAAGCUGUGGACAGGGCCUCGUUUGUGACCAGGUGCAGCUUCCGAUCUUGGGUGCCUUCAACCAAUACAAAGGUUGGGAAAGUCUCCCCAAGCAUCUCAGGGCUUCUCCAGCACCAGGCCCCUCUCAGCACUGGGGAGCCACACAGUGCACGUGAGAUUUUACAGGAAUUAGUCAGUGGAAAAAAUCAUCACAAUUGGGGUGGACAUGAAAACGCUGCCACCAACAGCGGGAAAGUCAUUCGACAUCAGAGUGUCUGCUCUGAAGAAGUGAAUAAUGAGGGUAACAAAUGUGGGAAAGUUUCUAGACAUACAUUUAACCUCAAUCAACAUAGGAGAGUUAACGUUAGAGAAAAGUCCUAUGGGUGUACUGAUUGUGGGAAGUUCUUUAGAAAAAGCUCUACCCUCAUUCAACACCGGAGAGUUCAUACUGGUGAAAAGCCCUAUGUGUGUGGUGAUUGUGGGAAGUCAUUCAGUCAAAAGUGUAGCCUCAACAGUCACCGGAGAACUCACACUGGUGAAAAGCCCUAUGUGUGUGGUGAUUGUGGGAAGUCAUUCAGCCAAAAGAGUGACCUCACCAGUCACCGGAGAACUCACACAGGUGAAAAGCCCUAUGUGUGUGCUGGUUGUGGGAAGUCAUUCAGCCAAAAGAGUAACCUCACCAGUCACCGGAGAACUCACACUGGUGAAAAGCCUUAUGUGUGUGGUGGUUGUGGGAAGUCAUUCACCCAAAAGAGUAACCUCAUCAGUCACCGGAGAACUCACACUGGUGAAAAGCCCUAUGUGUGUGAUGAUUGUGGGAAGUCAUUCAGUCAAAAGGAUGGCCUCAUCAGUCACCGGAGGACUCACACUGGUGAAAAGCCCUAUGUGUGUGGUGGUUGUGGGAAGUCAUUCAGCCAAAAGCGUAGCCUCAACAGUCACCAGAGAGUGGACACUGGUGAAAAGCCCUAUGUGUGUGGUGAUUGUGGGAAGUCAUUCAGUCAAAAGUGUAGCCUCAACAGUCACCGGAGAACUCACACAGGUGAAAAGCCCUAUGUGUGUGGUGAUUGUGGAAAGUCAUUCAGUCAAAAAUGUAGCCUCAACAGUCACCAGAGAGUGCACACUGGUACAAAGCCGUAUGAGUGUAGUGAAUGUGGGGAAUCAUUUUGCUCUAGUCACCAUCACCUUAAGAGAAUUCACACUGGAGAAAAGCCAUAUCAGUGUACUGAUUGUGGGAAGUCAUUCAGGAAACGCUGUAACCUUAUCCGACAUCGCAGAGAUCACUUUGGAGAGAAGCCUAAUGAGUGUAGUGAUACUGGGAAAUCAUACCGGUAAACCGCUGCUCUCACACAUCAUCAGAGGGUUCACACUGGAGAAACGCCAUAUGAGGGUGGUGAUUGUGGGAACUCCUUCAGCCAAAGCUCUAUGCUCAUGGGCCACAACAGAACCCUGUUAUUAGACACCUGUCUGUUUUCCUUCCAGCCCUGCCUUUUAUUGCCUCUACAAUCAGGCAGUUCACAUUGAGUCUCUGAGCCUGGUUUCCUCCCCAGGAAAUAGAUGAUUAAGCCAUGUCAGGUUGCGGAGAGGAUUAAAUGAUAUAAUUCUUGUGAAGCAUUGAAUCCAGGGCCUGACAGGUGCAGUGAACAUUGAGUAACUUAGCUCCAUAGCUUCACAAUGUGUGCUGACUGCAGAUACG